Molecule: messenger RNA, 894 nt
Organism: Phragmites australis (common reed)
Lineage: Eukaryota; Viridiplantae; Streptophyta; Magnoliopsida; Poales; Poaceae
Exons: 2
Coding region: 1-894 (297 amino acids)
Source: RefSeq, a predicted model, not a curated record
AUGGAGAUAGAGAGCACACGCUCCCUGCCAAUGGAGGAGCGGCGGUGGAUGGAUUUGGCGCGGAUGGUGCCGGCGACCCUCCUGCUCGUCGGCACCUCGGGAAGGGUCUUCGCGAGUAUCAAAGGCGCCCGCGAACUGCUCGGCGGGGACAAGUGGGGCUAUGACGACACCGACGACCCCGAGUCGCCCUCGAGCACCACCGGAGACGGCGGCGAUCGCAGCGUCGGCGUCCCCGUGGACACCACGGGAGGCGGCGAUCACCGCGUCGGGCUCCCCUUGGACACCACUUGCGGCAGCGAGGCCAGCCUCGGCUUCAAGGCCCCCCUGGAGGAGGUGGUGGUGGGCGGCGGCGGCGGCAUCGUGAUCGUCCCGAACGGCGUCGACUCGCCCCGCGCCGUGUACUACUGGGCCGACCUCCUCGCCAGCGCGUUGGCCCCCGAGGGGCACCUCCCCGCGGCCUACCGCGAGAUCACGCGCCUCGUCUCGCUCCACCGAGAGGCCGGCCACGUCUUCGUCAUCUGCGCCGCGCACCUCGGCCUCCGACACGGCUCCGCGCACCUCGGCGUCCAGCCCGACGACGCGGCGCACUUCGGCCUCCAAUCCGACGACGCUCGGUGGCAGAGGUGGAGGGACCUCCGCGAGGCCGUCGUCCGCCACGCCCACGACGCACUGCUUCGGCUGACCUCCGCCGCGUCGGCUACCACCGCGGCCGAGGACUUCCUCCGGUGGCGCUCCACCGAGUCCCCGCGCCGGGAAGGGUGGUGGUCGGCGGCGCGGCAGCUCGUGCAGGACGCCAGGCGCAGCCUCGGCGAGGCGAAGGACGCGGUGAGGCUGAUGCGCGACGCCGUGCUGUGCGAGUUCUUCGAGACCUGGAUGAUUCUGGAACGCGCGUAA